AUGCAUGCAACUACUCAAGUACAAAAAGUUUCUUCAGAAGAGGAUACCUGUGGGACUGUAUUAGAAUUAGUUAUUGAAAUAGCCUUUAAAAAUACAUUAGAUUCCAUAAUUGACGAUGAUUUACUGAAUAAUACAGAUGAAGUUGCUGUACAUUUAAAUGAAGACUCAUCGAGCAGAAAUGUAGUCAAGAAGAAAUUUACAGUUGAGAAAAAAAGUUCUUUAAAACAUUCUAGUGAAUUAAGUGAAACAAAUGUUGGUGCAAUGGAACUUCUACAACAACAGAACAGUAAAGAAAACAUCUUACCAAGUAAUGAUAUGAAAGCCGACACCAUCAAAAGUGACACAGAUUUCAAAUCAGUAACUGGAAACGGUUCACAGUCAGACAUUCAUUUUUCUGAUUCAACUGAGGGACGUAUAUGUCAUGGAUUAACGGAUACAACAGCUAUAGCACCAACUAGUGAUGAAACUCGGGCAUGGAGUAUGCUAGAAUCGGCAUAUCAAACAUUGUUAAGUUUGAAAGAUCGUGUUGUUAUGUUUGUUAAUAAUUUACUUGAUUAUUAG
Trichobilharzia regenti is the source of this 561-nucleotide messenger RNA. Lineage: Eukaryota; Metazoa; Platyhelminthes; Trematoda; Strigeidida; Schistosomatidae. The record is from the annotation of a GenBank genome assembly.